AUGGAACAUGCAUCGGAGGUUCCUAAGCAACAUGGUUUUGAAGAUGGAAGUGAUGGAGACAUGAAUUCUGAAGAUGAGGCAGGAGUUUCAGUUGAAAAUGAUCUUGUGUCGCAAGCAGAAGAGGAGGACAUUGAAGCUCUUCUAGGCACAUAUGUGAUGGGUAUUGGGGAAGCAGAAGUCUUUUCCGAAAGGUUAAAACGGGAACUUCAUGCUCUUGAAGCAGCAAACGUGCAUGCAAUUUUGGAAAGCCAGCAUUUGGUAGAUGAGGUGUUGAAGGGGCUUGAGUCAGCUACAACUCGUGUUGAAGAUAUGGAUGAAUGGCUCGCAUUGUUUAACGUUAAACUCAGACAUAUGCGAGAGGAUAUAGAAGCGAUAGAAUCAAGAAACAACAAGUUGGAAAUGCAGUCUAUGAAUUAUAAAGCUUUAAGUGAGGAACUAGAUAACCUUCUUGAGAGACUUCAUAUCCCUUUAGAGCUUUCAGAUUGCUUAGCUGGCGCCUCAUUUGAUGAUGCAUCCUUAGAUAAACAUAUUGAAGCAUGUGAUCAAUUAAGAGAUGCUCUUCGUGGUUUUGAACCACCUGCUAUGGAUCCAAGCUUUUCCAAAAUUAGAGCUGUGAGAGAAAAGAGGGCAGAACUUGACAUAAUAAAAUUGACUUUUGCAAGAAAAGCGUGUCAGUAUUUGAGAGACUAUUUUGCCAAUUCAGUGGAUUCCAUGAUGAAUGAUAAAAGCUUCUUCUCUCAGCGUGGUCAACUAAAGAAACCUGAUCAUACCAAUUUCCGAAAUAAAUGCAAGAAAUAUGCUCGUCUUUUGCAUCACCUAAAGUUUCUUGAUAAAAAUAGUAUGGCUCCUUUGAGGAAAGCAUAUUGUGGGUCCCUUAAUAAACUUUUACGCCAUGAGGCUCGUGAAUUUUCUAAUGAGCUUAGGGCUGGAACUAAAGCACCAAAGAUUCAAACUGCAUGGUUUGAGGGUCCCACUCCCAACCAAAAUGUUGACACUUCAAAUAUUUCUGAAGCAUAUACCAAAAUGCUUGAUGUAUUUGUCCCACUCCUUGUUGAUGAGAGUGUAUUUUUGUCACGCUUCUUGCGCUUUGAAGUUUCUUCACCUGAUGAUAAUGGCAGUGAUGAUGAUGAUGAUGAUUUAGACAUGGAAAAUGACGAAAAGGGUAUACCAUUGGAGAUGGGGACAUUAAAUGAAUCACUUCGUGAUUUACUUGAUGGAAUACAAGAGGACUUCUAUGCAAUUGUGGAUUGGGCACACAAGAUUGAUCCUUUGUUGUGCAUAUCAAUGCAUGGUAUAACAGAGCAAUAUAUAAAUGAUCAGAAAUCUGAGGUAGCUGGAUACGUACGCCUCUUACUUGAUGCCAUGGAAGAUCGAAUGGAUACACUCUUUAUUCGUUUUAUAGAUGAAGCUCGACACCAGAUAGAGAAGUAUGACCGAAAUGUUAAACAGACAGGUGUCAUGGCAUUUGUACCAAGAUUUGCUCUGCUUGCCACCCGCAUGGAGCAAUACAUCCAGGGGCAGUCUAGGGAAUUGGUAGAUCAGGCCUACAUGAAAAUUAUUGGUAUAAUGUUUGUGACUCUGGACAAGAUUUCCCAAUCAGACCUAAAACACUUGGACAUUUUUCUGUUAGAGAACUAUGCUGCAUUCCAAAAUAGUCUGUAUGACUUGGCGAAUUGUGUGCCAACUUUAGCGAAAUUUUAUCAUCAAGCAAGUGAAUCAUAUGAACAGGCUUGUGCACAUCAUAUCAGUGUUGUAAUUUACUAUCAAUUUGAGCGUCUUUUCCAGUUUGCUAGAAGAAUUGAGGAUUUGAUGGUAACUAAUGCUCCAGAAGAGAUCCCAUUCCAAGUUGGAUUGACAAAAACCGACCUUAGAAAGGUGGUAAAAUCCAAUUUAUCAGGGGUGGAUAAGCACAUUGCUGCAAUGCAUAAGAAACUAGUCAAGAAUUUGACCUGUGACGAAUUGAUACCUACACUAUGGGACAAAUGCAAGAAAGAAUAUAUGGAAAAAUAUGAAACAUUUGCUCAACUUGCCUCCAAGAUCUACCCAAAGUUAUUCUUCAGGUUGAAGGGGUUCAAUUUGGUGGGACAUUGUUUGAGUUACAUGACUUCAUUGGGAUUAGCAAAUUGAAGCUUUAGGAUGUCAACAACUUAUAAUAUAAAAACUGAUCAAAUUUUAAUUUGUGUUUAAUUUCCGAUGGACCCACUUAAAUAGAUUAAAUUUAUAUAUAUUCUACUAUUAGUUUGUAGAACUUUAAUUCUGACGAG
Lactuca saligna is the source of this 2264-nucleotide messenger RNA. Lineage: Eukaryota; Viridiplantae; Streptophyta; Magnoliopsida; Asterales; Asteraceae. The record is from the annotation of a GenBank genome assembly.